This is a messenger RNA of Desarmillaria tabescens, 2406 nucleotides long. RefSeq lists its product as uncharacterized. NCBI's taxonomy places the organism in Eukaryota, Fungi, Basidiomycota, Agaricomycetes, Agaricales, Physalacriaceae. The transcript has 9 exons. Bases 157 to 2304 code for a protein of 715 amino acids. The record is from RefSeq and is a predicted model, not a curated record.
UUAUCUUUCACUAAUUGACAAUAUAUUUCCACCCUUUCCAUCCUUAUGGUCUCUAAUCCUUUUACAUUAAUUUGUCUCCGGUGCCCAUGCACGAACCUAACACUUCGGCUCCCAUUCUUCGUGCUCUCAACUUGUGGACAGCUGUACUAGACAUUAAUGAUGCCUCAUACUUGCCCCGGAAUCGAUGUUCGAGUGAAACAUUUUUCACGUGGAAAACUCGUUUUCAGUAUAUCUAACAAGCACUUAGAUCAAUCCCAAGUUUCAACAUCAUUACUCGAAAGGUAUCCGCCAUGCCGACCGGGCUCAGUCCUAUGGCUCUUUUACAGAGGGGAGAGUAUGAAUCCCAAUCCUCUCAAAUUGCCUUGUGGGACCCACGCCGAACCGUCUCUAAUCCAGGGGCCGAGAAAGGCCGUCAAGCCCUCCAUGAAUGACAUGUUCACUAUUCCGGUUCUAAAGUGGCUUGAAGACGUGGAAGAGACGGGGGAGCAGGUUUUCCCUUUCGUCCCAGACGCUCGUCUACACAAUAUGACACUACAGGCUUCUGCAUUAUUCAAUAGCUACCGGAGAAAAUCUGUAUGCCGCUUCAGAUGGCGUGAUUACGAUACUACCGAUGCUUUCCCCUACGAGCUUCAUGUUGCCCGUGCGGUCAAUUUUGCACAUGAUCUUUAUUUAACCGCCGCAAAUUCGACGAUGGGGACGGACCAGAAAUUUCCCAUGCUCAGUUGGGCGGCGACGUACGAUGCCUUCUUUCACUCCAUCUGGGAGGACAUCCUUCGAGAGCGUGGUUUCCAGCUCGAGUUCAGACCGGUGUGGCCCGUGCUAUACCUACAAGAAACCUCCCCAACUACAUAUACCACUGCUCCAGACGUGGUCAUAGCAUACCGGGGUGUCCCUCUCUUCAUCAUCGAAUACGUGAAAACUCAUCCCUCCCUCUUGGACGAAGGUAUCCUUCCUCACUUGAGACACCUGCGGGUUUCUAUGCAAUCAGCCCUGGUCGGACGCAACGAGCUCCAGCCUGUCUUCGGCUUGCUAAUCUAUGAAACAUCCGUAAUAAUGAUGGGGAUUGGCUACAUUCGUGGAGAUCAGUUUUACUCGAAGAUGUUUGGUGACCGAACUUCACCAAUGUUCCGCAUGAACAGACCUUUUGAGACCUUGGCUCUUCGCAUGACCAUUCUCAACUUGCGCUCUUACGCGCAGCAGAUAUCUAAAACCGAGGCUGCGAAUACCAAAAUUCAACCUAUACCGUAUGGAUCUCCGGGAUAUAAUCAGGCGUAUCUUGGUCUAUUCCCUGUCCUUAUAGACGACCAGUCAAAUAGAUUAAAUGAUAUAGAAGCACUUCAAUGGAUGCUCUCUCGACGGAUACGACUCAAUGGCUCUGUCAACCCGAAUCAUGGGCUUCGAGAUACGUCCAGCUCAUGGAUAUCGCUAUUCGUCUGCUGUGAUAUCCCGGCUGAUUUAGAUGACGCCUUGAUUGAUCGCUGUACGCAAUAUCUCACCCCACGACAAAGGAUGGCCCUCGACGACCUCAGUCAUGAGCAUCUGCAAGCAUAUGAGUCGCUCCGUACCGACGGGUUGGUCACAUCCUCCGCCGAACCAGACCAGGUGUCGUUGAUAGUAGACAUACAGCGGACCGCCUGUUUCUUCGCUAGCGUUCAAGAUACCUUUGGAGUCAACUUUAAGGAUGAAAAGCCGUGCCCGAUACGGUGGUCGAUUCUGUUCAACUCGUUUCUGACGGUAGCGUGGACAGAUAUAAGGUUCCAAGGUCCCAAUAUCGUUGAGUUUCAGUGCUACCCGUCCUGGUCAAUGCAUCGCAGGGUCAAGAGCAAUACCAUUCUAGACGAGGAUCCCAACCAAAUAGUUCCAGACGCAGCAUUCAUCGUCAAACCUGACUUUGUCUUUGGUGAUGCAGCGUUCUCUGAGUAUUCAUAUGAGGAGCAGUCUGAGUUUUCCGAUGAACUCUCGGUAGUGGUAAACCCUUCAAUCUACGCGGGGGAGUCAGAACAUUCCGAAGUUCCUGUCCUUAUAGUGGAAUACGUGAAAAACUAUAGCCCGCAAGGACGGAAAUCGCACCUGGUCCACUUGUCUAUGGCGAUGAAAUCUGCGAUGGGUUUACUCCGCGCUCUGGCAUUGCCUCCUAUCGUUCUGGGACUUCUUGUGGAUAGCUUUCGUAUCACUGUCGUCUGCUGUUCGGAGUCAGGGGCUGAAGUUCGUUCAUUCCCAUCCAUGGCCAUCCUUAAAUUAAUCUCCUUCUUCUCUGCUAGGAUCUGGUCACGGAACUCCCCGAAAAGUACGAUUUUGACCUGAUUAAACCGGUAGACGUUUUUCGACUACGGCGGUGCAUGCGCAAUGUUUGGAAGCUUGCACACGAGAUUGAAAGAUUGGAUCGGGCUGCGCACGUUCAAGUAG